UGUUUCGUACGUCCAGUGAUGCCUCCGCAGCGCACAGUCGGAGCGACACAGGAAGACACUACAGUGCACGGGACCCUGUUGUCCAAGUGGCGUCCCACAUGAUCAAUUCCGACUUGGUGACAAUCGCCAGGCAAAAGAAGCAAAUAUCAGCCCCAUUCAGAGGAUUACUCUCCAGGCGAUUACCGGGCGGCCAGUCCACUGUGUUGACAAGGGUGGAGAAAUGUGCAUGCACGGAGGACGAGGAGUCGGGAAUUAAGCACAGGAGACAAAAGAUGACGAAGACGAGACAAUAAAGAAGAAGUAGUUUUGGGGCCUGUGCAGACUUCCCGCGGCAGCAGUUGGAUGUGCAUGUUGACCCCAUCACGAUGACAAUGAAAGGCCUGUCCAGUAGCCGAAGUCACCAUCACACGGUGACUUGUGACCCCUCUUACGACUCUAUGACCCUGGGGCGCGCGGAUCGUCGGCCCUACUUCCUCAACCCUGGGGAGUCUCAUCCUGCUGACCACCCUUGCUACACCCAGCGCAACUCCUUCCAGUCCGAGUGCAGCGCAUACCCUGACCUGGCCAGCUGCACCUUCCCUCGCAGACAUUACAGCUCCCACCAUGAGCUGAAGGAGGAGUGUGGCGCCUUGGUGCCAUAUACAGGGCCAACGGGAAGCAGUAAGGGAAGUGGAGGAAACAACAACCGCAUCUCCUCUAACCUGCUGGAGCAGUUUGAGUGCCAGGCACCAUUACGGCAUGAGGGCUACCACACGCUGCAGUACAAGCGCACUGCGGUAGAACACCAACGCAGUGACAGCCCUGGUCGGAUCCGCCACCUUGUUCACUCUGUCCAGAAGCUUUUCACCAAGUCACACUCCCUGGAGGGGCCCUCGGGGUCUGGUGGAGGAGGGAGUGGGAGGAUGAAUGGUAGCAAAUCCAGUCCUGAUGACCCUCCCUCGUCCUCUGGCACCCUGAAGCACAGCAAACGCAGUAAGAGCAAAGACCGCUCAAAGUCUGAGCCUAAGAUGCGCACUGCCAUCUCAGGCUACUGGAGCUCGGACGAUACACUCGACCGGGAGAUGUGCCUCUACCACCAUCACCAUGGGGGAAGCAGUGGAGGUCUGCCCUCAGGGGUCAUGACUAUGGGGCGCCACCCAGACAAAUCUCAGUCGCAGUACUUCAUGGAGUCCUAUAACACCAUCAGUGCGCACUCUCUCAAGACAUCACGCAGCAACAAUGAUGUGAAAUGCUCGACCUGCUCUGGGGGCGGCAGCGGAGGGCUGCCGCUGGUGAGCGCACUGGAUGGCCAAGUGCAGCUGAAGAAGAGCUUGUGGUCUUCUACUCUGACGGUGAGCAGAGCAAGAGAGGUCUACCAGAAAGCCUCAGUCAACCUAGAUAAAGCUCUAGUGAAAGCCGAGCAGGGACGCACCUGCCACUUCCUACAGGUGCCUCAGGAUGACUGGAGCGGUUUCUCUCCACUGGGGAAGGACGAUGAGAUUCCGUGCCGGCGGAUGCGCAGCGGCAGCUACAUCAAAGCCAUGGCAGAAGAAGACAGCGGCGACUCGGACUGUAGCCCCAAACCCUCGCCCAAAGUCCAGGCACGGCGAGCAAGCUACCUGAAGGCCACUCAGCCGUCGAUCACAGAGAUGACCACGCUCAAGAUUUCCACAGAGCACUCACCCAAGCUGCAGAUCCGGAGUCACAGCUAUCUGCGGGCGGUGAGUGAGGUUUCCAUCAAUAGGAGUCUGGACAGCUUGGACCCAGCAGGGCUGCUGGCCUCGCCUAAAUUUCGCUCACGAAACGAGAGCUACAUGAGAGCCAUGAGCACCAUCAGCCAGGUGAGCGAGGUGGAGGUGAACGGGCAGAUCGAGGCGGUGUGUGAGUCGGUGUUCAGUGAGAUGGAGUCGCAGGCGGUGGACGCCCUGGACCUGCCCAUACCCGGCUGCUUCCGCAUGCGGAGCCACAGCUACGUGCGUGCCAUAGAGAAGGGCUGCUCGCAGGAAGAGGAGGAGGGAGGCGUCACAGCGGGCAACAGGAGGACCAACUCACCCCCACGCACCACCACCACAGUCAGAACCAUCCAGAGCAGCACAGUGUCAUCAUGCAUCACCACCUACAAGAAGACACCUCCCCCAGUCCCACCACGCACCACCCCGUCCAAACCCUUCAUAUCCAUCACAGCCCAAAGCAGCACAGAGUCUGCCCAGGAUGCUUAUAUGGACUGGGGCAACGGGCCGCGCACGGGCAUCAGCUCCCAGCCGGGCCUGUCCAAUUCCACGGAGAGCAUCGACAGCAUGAAGGCCCUGACAGCCGCCAUAGAGGCAGCUAACGCUCAGGUGCACGGCCCUGCCAGCCAGCAUGUCACCAACAGCACCAUCACCAUCACUGCCACCGCCACCACCUCCGCCAUAGCGCACGUCUCAGCAGACAGCAAGGCUCAGAGGGAAGCGCUCCGCAAGUGCCUCUCCAUAGGGAUCCAGGUGGAUCCAGAGGAAGGGGGGCCCACGGAGGAGCAGUCUAAAUUCCAGUCAAUAGGAAUUCAGGUGGAGGAUGAGCGACGUUACCCCAGGAUGACCCGCUCCAACAGCGUUACCACGGCAGUGCAGGCUGACCUCGACGACCCCACAGAAGCCCCGGAGCUGCCACCACGUCACUGUGCCACCAUGCCGCGCCAGUACUCCCGAGAUGCUGCCACCUCUACAGUCAGCAUCCAAGGCUCUGGGAACCACUACCAUGCCUGUGCUGCAGAUGACUUUGGGGAGGUGGGGUUCGACGCAUCUAUACUGCCCCCUCCGGAUCCCUGGAUGGACAGUGUGACCGAGCCAGAGUCUCUGGAUGCUGUCGGCCGAUCGGUGUGCCCCCGUGACGGCCGCUGGUUCCUCAAGUUGCUGCAGGCCGAGACGGAGCGUAUGGAGGGCUGGUGUAGACAGAUGGAGCAGGAUGAGAUGGAGAACGAGCUGUCUGAUGAGAUCCUGGGGAAGAUCCGCAGUGCAGUGGGGAGUGCCCAGCUGCUGAUGUCCCAGAAGUUCCAGCAGUUCCGGGAGCUGUGUGAGGAGAAUCUGAACCCAAGCGCACACCCUCGGCCCAUCUCCCAGGACCUGGCCGGUUUCUGGGACAUGCUCCAGCUGUCCAUCGAGAACAUUAGCCUGAAGUUUGAUGAACUCCACCAACUCAAAGCCAACAACUGGAAACCUCUGACCCCACCAGAAAUUCAGGAGAGAAGGAUGCCCCCUCCCGUGCCAAAGAAGCCCAAGAAGGGCCACCCUCCCCUGGCAAGGGACCGCUCGCUGGAGAGCAAUGAGCGCCAGCGUCUGGAGGCUCGCAAACGCCUGCUAGCUGCCAAACGUGCUGCAUCGGUUCGGCAGAGCUCUGCUACCGAAAGCGCAGACAGUAUCGAGAUCUAUAUCCCAGAGGCUCAGACCAGACUAUGAGACAAGCAAACAUAUGUGCCCACACACAUACCCAAUACACUGUCCCAUACACACAGUAGCACUGAAUGGUAAGGCCAGGGUGCUAACGUUACAUAAUCAUAUUUGUUUUGCGGACUUCCCAGAUCAUUGUGGGGUCAGUCAAGCAGGAUGGAAGCUUGUUUGAACAACAAAUGUACAAUAUUUAUUUAUUUAUUUAUUUAUCUGCUCCCCUUCCUCAUUUCCGUUUCCCGAGCUUUGAUGUAGCACUGCCUUUUCCCUCCGUACCUCCCUUGGCCAAUCACUCCCAAAGAAAUCUCUUAUGAAUCCCUUUUUUUUUUUUUAAAGUGAGCUGAUGUUACAAAAGUAAGCCAGGUGUAGCACAACAUUAACGCUUCACGUUAAUUCAGGAGCCGAGAAUCACAGACAAAACUGGAAGGGAGCGUAUGCGUCUGCAGUGUGUGUUUGGAUACACGCGCCAACACACACAAACCUAUGGGUGACUUAUGUGAGAUGAUGUGCUCACAUCAAAUACAUCAAAUCAACAGGAAAGACCAGACCUAUUAACUCAAGUUUAAACUUAUUUCUUAAGUCGAUUUUAUUUUCUAUAGUUUUUAACAAAUUCCCAUGAUCUGGUUCUGAAACUACCAUAAGCUUAAAUGUUUUUGUUGUAUAACGAGGUUUAUCAUCACAGCAUAACAGAGCAGUAAAAAGAGUGCGGAAGGAAAUUAUAUUAUUAUAUAUUGUCAACUAGUGACACAGUUUGUCAUCCGUCAAGAGUCAAGUCAGGUUUUGCUCCUCAAAGUGGCGUUAUAGCCAGGGGAGGACAGGCCAGUGAAGAAUUACUGCCACAAACCUAAUCUGUGUUUGUGAGACAGAGAGAAAGAGUCUGUGUGUAUCUGUUUUGAUUCAGAUGUUCAUUUCAGAAGUGCUUCCUACUUUUCCUGGGGCUGAACGGCCUUUCUAGUAACUGACUCGGUAGCAGUAUCAACAACCUGUGACCAGACCAAUCCGUCCCAUCUCAUUUUUAACUGAGCAAAACAUGUUUGUAUAAAGGACAUACAGUAUGACGACAUGACUUGCAUGCUGACACAAGGUAACUGGUAUUUUUGUCUCCUUUUUUUUUAACAGGUUUUCUCAUGUUGCAUUCAAGCUCCUCUGUGUUACAGACUAAGCUAAAAACACUGAUAUUUGGUACAAUACUGGUAGUUGUACUGUAUUUUAUUGUCAUUUUUAGACAAGAGAAGUUUAUUGACAGUAUUGAGACUAAAAGACUGAAAAUGAAGUAUUUCCUCCUCACUGUGUGCACUAUCUCUGCCUCCAAAUGAAGCAAUUAUUUCAAGGUCAUACAAAAGAAAAUCAAAUUUCUAAUAUUUUGUAUUCAUGUUUAAUUUGUUGAUUAGAAGAACAAUGACUGUUUAUUGACAUUGUGAUGAUUAUUAUUAUGCACUGACAACAAGGCCCUUAUACUGUGUUUAUGUUUUAUGUAUGUUGGUUCUUUAGCAUGACAGGCACCCUUUUUUUUUGUCUUUUCUGUUCCAGUGAUCAGCCUUAAUUUCUAAUAUGAUAGUUGAGCACAACAGCAGUCUCAGGGGAAGAAGUGCAUGUGUGUGUGUGUGUAUGUGUGAGACUGAAGAAAUGAGAGAGUGUGACUGACUUCAUGUGACUGUAUGUGACCCAUGGUUUUUUUCUCAUACUGUAUAUUACCCCAGUCCUCAAGAUAGGCCAUGUUCUUAUAUAAUUGAAAUAGUGUCCGUCUUUUGAAUGAUGUUCCUGUUGAAUAUCUCAGCCCUACUUAAUUCAGCGUAACACGGUUUUCUUUCAGCUGCUUGAAAACAAUCCUGAGCUGGUUUGCCAUCACAUAAUUGUUCUGCUAACAGACGAGCAGGACCUUGGUGUGUUAGUUCACUUGUCUGUAAUGAUCUGACAGAGUUUUGUGCCAUUGGAUAACUAUAGGUAAGGAGAUAUUCCUGCUAUUUCUCCCUAUUGGACGCAACCUCAAGAUUUCAUUGUUUGUGAGGGAACUCAAGUGAUGAAGUAACCGUACAGUGCAAUUUGUAUUUCCUUUAGUUGGUCGCUAUAAAUUUUAGAGAGGGUGCAUAAAACCAUUUUAUGCAGAUGAAGCUCAUUUCAGUUUGUUUUUUUUAACUCGUAUUUGAAUUAAACUGUCAAAAGAUUGAUUUCUUAUUUAUGUUUAUUAUAUUAACAUAUCAAUAUAAUACUCCUGGUAUAGCAGGGAGUUAGAAACCAGAGUGUCGGAUUGUGGUCAAUUGCUAAACUCUGAAGACACUCUAGCAAUCCUGGCUAUUCUGAAGCUUGUGAUGUAGUUAUAAUAUAAGAGAAAACAUUUAAAUAAACAUUUGUACAUAAAUGAAUGUUUCCCUAUGUAAAUGUAAGCUAAAAAAAACAACCAAUCAAAUAACUUAUUAAGCAGAUAUACAUUUUGUAAUUAAUGUUAUUACACUGUUGAUGUUAUGGCACGUGUAUGGGCUCUUAUCAGCAUUAAAAAUAUAUAUAUAUAUCAUUGCCAUAAUUUUG
Scophthalmus maximus (turbot) is the source of this 5927-nucleotide messenger RNA. It is a transcript of the gene dlgap1b, whose product is annotated as discs, large (Drosophila) homolog-associated protein 1b. The record is from RefSeq and is a predicted model, not a curated record. NCBI's taxonomy places the organism in Eukaryota, Metazoa, Chordata, Actinopteri, Pleuronectiformes, Scophthalmidae. The transcript is spliced from 12 exons. Gene Ontology annotation, molecular function: molecular adaptor activity. Gene Ontology annotation, cellular component: postsynaptic specialization; glutamatergic synapse. The coding region runs from base 366 to 3413 and encodes 1015 amino acids. Gene Ontology annotation, biological process: signaling.